This is a messenger RNA of Larimichthys crocea (large yellow croaker), 1572 nucleotides long. RefSeq names its product cyclin-dependent kinase inhibitor 2C (p18, inhibits CDK4) (gene cdkn2c). The transcript is spliced from 5 exons. The coding region runs from base 250 to 744 and encodes 164 amino acids. Gene Ontology annotation, molecular function: protein binding. The record is from RefSeq and is a predicted model, not a curated record. Lineage: Eukaryota; Metazoa; Chordata; Actinopteri; Sciaenidae. Gene Ontology annotation, cellular component: nucleus.
UAAGCCGUGAGGGCAAACAUCCUUCCUCCUGCAGCUUCACUUCAUACUUUGUAAUGUCAGUGACGGUAUUUUAUCAGGACCUUUAUUGUGUUUUGGACGUUUAUUCUGUGUGCCACAGUUUGAGAGAAAGUCAUUGGGACAUCGCUGUGACAGUCGUUCAUGGAUCAUCGCGCUCCACUCGGUAGGAUGACAUCCAAUGACGAGUUACACGGAGGAAGACUCGUAUUAUGAUUUUAAUCAUAUUUAAAAAUGGCUGAUAAGUCAGUAGUUGAUGAGCUCUGCACUGCCUCUGCCAUGGGAAACCUACCUGAAGUCUUGUCUUUGCUGGAAAAAGGAGCAGAUGUUAAUGGACUAAAUAAAUUCGGCAGAACUGCACUGCAGGUGGUGAUGUUGGGGAGCACCCCGGUGAUUGAGGUACUUCUCAAAGCGGGAGCGGACCCGGACCGACGCGACCAGGUCUGCGGGCUCACCGUGACUCACGACGCCGCGCGUCAGGGAUUCGUAGAUUCAGUGCGACUGCUGCUGGACUACAGGGCAGAUCCAAACCUCUGCGAUUACAAGAAUAACCUCCCGCUGCACCUGGCCGCCAUGUGGGGCCGUCUGGAGGUGGUCAAGGUGCUGAUCGGACGCACCGCGGACCCCCAAACGCCCAACUGUCAGGGGCGCACCGCCAGGCAACUCGCGGAGGAUGCAGGUCAUGCUGACAUUGUCGGAUACAUCCACGAGUAUUUGAACUCACACUAGAAGAUGAGGAGGAGAAGGAUGAAGAUGAAACCGUCUUAUGCUUAUGCCUUUUUCCAGAUACUUUAACAUUCUAUCCUAUAUUUUCUUAAAAUGUUAUAUUAAUGAAAUGGCUUCAUAAAUCAGCUACACUUAGAAACAGUGUGUGAACUGUUUUUUUUGUUUUAUUUGCAUGCUGUUUGGAGAGAAAAGGGAGACCAAACACAUUUUUAUAAGUGAAAAUAAAUCUUGGUAUACUAAGUUUUUUUUUUAAAGUACAUACUAAUAAGAUUUGAUUUUGAUAACAAUAGAAUUAUUGCUUGUAACCAGUACAGACAAAGCCACAGAAAGUCAACUAGUACAUUUUAGUUUCAUUGCUGCUGUUAUGUUGCAACCUUCAGUCAGUAACAUUCAAAAUGAAUAUUAUAAUGUGCGGACUACAGACAAGGCCUAUGCUGUGCCUAUGCAUUGUUUCCAAAGUGCUAACUGGAAUAUUUAUGUACAAUAAGAGAAAUGACACAAUCACUAACAGAGCUUGACUAGCAAAGCAAUGAAAAUAUCAAAUGAGGUACAAUUGCUGACGCAAUCCAAAACAACUGCACUGUAAGAUUUAUCUCUAUGAAGUGUGUGAUGUUCAGGUUAUGACAGUGUGUCAAAGAAUGUUGCAUUUUAUUGAGAGGUGUCUGUAACAUUUUACUCACCCUUAUAGAAAAAACAUGAGAAAGUUGUAAACACCCCUCUUUCUUUCUUUCUUUCUUUCUUUCUUUCUUUCUUUCUUUCUUAUUCCUGUCUUUCUAAAUAAUGUGACAUAAUAAAUGGCAGCAAUUGAUAUCUCUUUGUGUUUUAUCUCUC